Mya arenaria is the source of this 2853-nucleotide messenger RNA. RefSeq names its product peptidylprolyl isomerase domain and WD repeat-containing protein 1-like. Gene Ontology annotation, molecular function: protein binding; peptidyl-prolyl cis-trans isomerase activity. The record is from RefSeq and is a predicted model, not a curated record. Bases 20 to 1861 code for a protein of 613 amino acids. The transcript has 17 exons. Gene Ontology annotation, biological process: protein peptidyl-prolyl isomerization. Lineage: Eukaryota; Metazoa; Mollusca; Bivalvia; Myida; Myidae.
CGUCUGCCGACCGUAAAACAUGAGUGCAAAACGAAACCUUGAAGAGGAUGAAGAUGAUGACUACAUCGGUCCGAUGCCCAGCGAGGAAGUAUCUCAAAAGAAACGCAAAGUGCUUGAAUUUGAAAGUCUUUACAUGAAAAAUUUACCAAGUUCAGAAGCUUAUGAGAGGAGUUACAUGCACAGAGAUGUUAUAAAGUUUGUGGCUGUAACAAAGACGGAUUUUGUACUCACGGCAAGCUGUGAUGGCCACCUCAAGUUCUGGAGGAAGACAGAAGAAGCUGGCAUUGAGUUUGUCAAACAUUUUAGAUGUCAUCUAGGCAGUGUUGAGGAUAUGAAGAUCAGCAACAACGGGGAACUAGCUUGUACCAUAUCAGAUGACAAAACCUCCAAAGUGUUUGAUAUUGUCAAUUUCGACAUGAUCAACAUGUACAAGCUUGGGUUCAGUCCUGGAUGUUGCAGCUGGCUCUACAACUCUGGGGACGCCAUACCUGCCCUCGCCAUCACAGAGAAGGAGUCACCAACCAUCUAUAUAUAUGAUGGACGAGGGGAAAGUACGCCCAUACACACAAUAGAGAAACUGCAUUACAAACCUGUCACUGUUAUAAAGUACAACCCCGUGUGUGACCUGGUCAUGUCAGGUGAUCUGGGUGGAAUGGUGGAGGUGUGGUCAGGACCCAAGGGGGAUUACAAGUUUCCUAAGGGUCUUGAAUUCCAGUACAAGACUGAUACAGAUCUGUUUGAAUUUAUGAAGUGCAAGUGCUACCCUACAGACCUGUGUUUCUCCCCUGAUGGUAAAAAGCUAGCUACCCUCGCUACAGACAGGAAGGUACGGAUCUUCAAAGUGCGGACAGGUAAACUAAUCAAGGUGCUGGAUGAGACUCUACAGAACAUCAUAGAUCUACAACAGAUGAAGCAGCAGUUACCGAACAUGGAGUUUGGUCGCCGUCUGGCCAUGGAAAAAGAGCUCGACAAUAACCCAGAGGCCUACAGGCUUGGAAAUAUUUUGUUUGAUUCCACUGGUUACUUUUUGCUGUAUGGCACCAUGUUGGGGGUCAAAGUGGUAAAUUUACACACCAACAGGUGCAUGAAGAUUCUUGGUAAACCGGAGAAUCCUAGAUUCCUUAACAUUGCCUUGUUCCAGGGAUCGGGGAAGAAGGCAAAAGCUGCCCCCGACGCUGAGACAGCAGCCUCAGAUAAUCCUCUCCUUCAGACGCAAGUGCUCGAUCCAAUCUUGUUUGGUGCAGCGUACAAGAAAAAUCGAUUUUAUCUGUUCACAAGGCGGGAACCGUUUGAAAAAGCAGGUGGCGACUCAGACAGAGAUAUCUUUAAUGAAAAACCUUCUAAAGAAGAACUGAUUUCAGCUACACAGGACACAGCGUACACUCGAGUGGCAGAAAGCUGUAUAAUACACACAAGCAUGGGAGAUAUUCACAUCAAACUCUUCCCAAAAGAAUGUCCAAAGACAGUGGAGAAUUUCUGCGUACACAGUCGUGACGGCUACUAUAACGGCCAUAUUGUCCACAGGGUCAUCAAGGGGUUCAUGAUACAGAUGGGGGACCCACUAGGUAAUGGUACGGGAGGUGAGUCAAUAUGGGGCGGGGAAUUUGAAGAUGAGUUUCACCAGAGUCUGCGACACGAUCGUCCAUACACUGUCAGCAUGGCGAACGCCGGCCCCAACACCAACGGAUCUCAGUUCUUCAUCACCGUUGUUCCUACUCCUUGGUUGGACAACAAGCACACAGUUUUUGGCCGAGUUAUCCGAGGGAUGGAAAACGUGCAAGCAAUAGCUAAUGUGAAAAUAAACCCCAAAACUGAUAAACCACAUGAUGAUGUGAAAAUCAUUAAUAUUACUGUGAAAUGAAAUGUGUGAAAUGAGCUGUGAAAAUUGUCAACAUUACUGUGAAAUGAGAUUUGAAAGUUGUCAACAUUACUGUGAAAUGAUAUGUGAAAAUUGUCAAAAUUACUGUGAAAUGAGAUGUGAAAAUCAUUACCAUUACUGUGAAACGAGAUGUGAAAAUUGUCAACAUUACUGUGAAAUGAGAUGUGAAAAUUGUCAACAUUACUGUGGAAUAAGAUGUGAAUAUUGUCAACAUUACUGUGAAAUGAGAUGUGAAAAUAUUCAACAUUACAGCAAAAUGAGAUGUGAAUUUCUUUCAACAUUACUGUGAAAUAAGAAGAGAUAAUUGUCAACAUUACUGUAAAAUCAGAUGUGAAAAUUGUUAACAUAACUGUAAAAUGAAUGGUGAAAACGUUACAUUACUUACAUAUAAACAUUUCAACAUCACUAUGGACUGGAAAUUACUAUAUGAAAUAAUUAAUGAAUUAUUUCCAUAUAAUGUUGUUAAAAACUUUCAUUGAUGUUUAAAAAGGUGGUGAACUGUGAACAAUAUGCAUAUAUUUUUCAUAAACAUCAUGGAAAUUUUAAGUUUUGCAUUUGUUGUGAUAUUUAGAGAAAGAGCAUAUUUAUUAUCACCAUAACGUUAAAAUGUAUACAGUGAACUGAUGCCAAACAAUACAUGGCAUUUUUAGAAAGAAAUAAAUUACUAGUAAGAUACAUAAUAAAUUAUUCUUGUGUUUUGGCGUAAAACUUAAGUGCUUGCCAUCAUCAGGUUUAAUCUGUUUUGCUGACAGAUUAUUUAAUAUAAUUCAUACAACAUAGACAUUCACAUAGAAAAAAACUGUGACAGUGUGAUUUACAAAUAUUUGAGGGAAAAACAGACAUUAAUAUGAAGCCAGCUCAGGGUCAGUGAAAUUUAUACUGUGUACUAUACAACAGGCGACUGUUCACUCUAGUUCACUCUUAAUGAUCCGCAUAGUUAUGUAAAAAUUAUGGAAUUAAAUAUUUUUAUAAGA